UCGGUGUGUACAUAUACUCGUGUGCACGUGUACGUGUAUACGAGCGCACGAGUGCCGGUGCAUAGGUGUGAAUGCACAGGAGAAUACUUUUUUUGGAAGAAUUUCGAAAUCGUUAGGAAAUGGAAGGCGUUUAGUUCUCUGUAUAAUCUGGCCAGAUUUAGAGGGCACCAUAGUAGCAGUAUUUUGGGCCUGUUUUGAAAACGUGGCAAAAUUACAGGCUUACUGCUUGUAUCAAGUAUAUAUCAUUGAAAUGGUAUAAAUUAAAUUAACUCGUCAUUUAUUAUCCCAUAUUAUUCUCUACCAAGUUUCAUUAACAAUAUAGUUACAGGUGCAAGUGAACAAACAAAUGCAAAGCAAAGCAUCGAUAAGCUAAAGCAAUUUUGCCAAGAUAUACAAUUCAGUGAAUUAGAAAUUCUUGUUACAAAAUAAAAAUAGAUCACCCUGGAUUCGACGUUUUUCGUAAUUGGUUUAAAUUACUGUUCGCGCGAGUUGAUCUAUAUCUACGAACUACGAAUAAAAAAAGAUAUAAACGUCGCCUAGUACACAAAGGAAGCAUUUCACGGGGUAAUCUGGAUGAAUGGAAAGGCGGCGUGCAAGCAAGCGUUUCCUUUCAGCGAAUAAAACGUUACUCCCUAACGACCUGAGUGCACUUCCUGCAUAAUUGAGUGCACUCAACUUUGUUGCACUUCCGCGAAUAGAGCCAAGUAAACGACUGUUUAAACUGAAACCAAUCGUUUGGCACCGAUUGCAAAAACCUUGCUAGCAAAAAGAAAAAAAAACAGCAUUGAAAUAGUUGACUCGUUUAUGACGAGAAGGAACGAUUGCGAAGGAGAACCUGCGUGUCAGGAGUAAUUACGAAGCUGAGCUAUUUUAAGACACGACAUCUUGAGCAGUUGGUGUCUAAUUACAAUUAAACGAGAUCAAGUGCAAGAAAGGUGCAAGCCCCUGUGGUAGCCGCGGUGAUCGGCCGGAAAACUGCAACUUUACAUUAGGAAGCCAAAAUGUGCAUCACCCUUUUGUGCUAUAAUUUACUUAUAGUCCAUUCUUCCGUGAGCAGUAUACAUAUAUACAUAGCCACGCGAAAGUAUUCCUAAUAUUUGAGUAGUAAUAUUUUAUGUAGGCUUCUUUUGGCUAAGACUUUGUGAGAGCGAAGGAAAGAGCCUGGCAGUAGUAUUUAAUCAAAAAAUCGUGACUGUAUCACGAUUAGAUUUACCAUUAAUUAUUUAUUCAUGAAAAAGUGUGCGACACGAGCCCCCGAUGAACCGGUAUUUUAAGGCUGCACGCGUGCAGGCAUCGUCUGUACACGGCUUAAUGUCAGCCAAGCGAGUUGGCACGAAAUACGAUAAAUGCCACUUUCGCCCUGGAAUAACCUACAGCCCUGGGGUAUUCUCUACUUUACGAUGAUAACUCGUACGAUUCGAUGAUAAAUCCUGAUACUGUUUGAACCCUUCUUACAUCCGGAUUCUGCACAUACAGAAUCAUUAGAAAUUGCUACAUCCACUUUAGGGUAAUUUCCUGGUUUCUUGAACCUGACAAAGAUGCAGACAAAAAGAACUUCCGAGAUACUCGGCUUUCCAUCAUUACUCUCGCCACAAACUCGACCAACAGGAAUCCAAUAAUGAGAUGAAAUAGUUUAAUACGUCCUCUUGCACACCAUUGGUAAACUAGACUUAUUUUCUUUCUAGUUCUGUUUCUAAUAGUGAGUAUAAAUCUGACAUCAUUAAAGUGACUAGCCAUAACAACACCUUGCAAUGGCUUUCUUGUCUCUUGCACUGUAUCAUUAUCAGACACAUGGCCUUUUCUUCUAAGUAUCAACGUUUCUCCAACAUUGCAGGUGGCUUCUUUAAAGUGAAAUGAUUCACUGAUUGUUGUGCGAGUCUUGUGUGAACGAGUAUCGCAUCUCUUCCAAAUGAGUGAUCGCCUAAAAUAUCUUCAAAACAUCGUACCCAUGACUCACGAUGUGGAUGUUUGUUCCAGUGUUCCCGUUUCCAAGCCAUCUGAAUCCAAAGAACAAUUCAAUUAUCAUCAUUCCACGUGUAUUCCAUCCAGUGUUACGAUAAAUACCGCUAUCGUAGUUUUGUAACCGUUAGUCAGACAACGUUCAAGACACGACUACCGAUGAUCGACGUGUCUACAACGGUGGUACCCUUUCAAUUAAAAGCACGAAGCAAAAGCAGAUGUUUUCAAACGUUUUCAUCCUCAAGGUUCCAGAAGUCGUUGAACAAACUCAAGCUAAGAGGCCAAGGAUCAGUCUGGUCGAUGCAAAAAUAUCGUCAGAGGGUUGCAGCAAUUUUUUCGAGCAUUUCCUACGGCGAAGAAACUGGAGCCGCAAUAAAGUUUACAACGUGGCCCCGUGUAUUUAUAGCCGGUCAAUUCGACGGUGAUCCUCCCGUAAUUUUUAAACCGAACAACUCUGCGCGAGCAACGGAAACUCGCCAAUUAGAGAGGCAGAUGUUCCUCGAAGAUUUUUCCAAUGCAUCACCGAAGAAGGUUGACGAAUGGUGCUUGCGAAAAAUCCGUCGCCUUCUCGAGGCGAGAGUCCUCAAAAAGAAAAUGCGAGAAAGGAUAAAGGGAAGAGUCGUACGUCUCGUGGCAACAGUCCAGGGGAUCAAACUACUUCCAGAGGAAACAGUCCAGGAAAGAAUAAUUCCAUUGUCAAGAAAGUCCAGACGAAGAGUAGUUUAUUAGGAUCGCGUGGGAGCGAAACUGGUAGCAUCGAGAGGCUGGUGGACGGUGAUAAGAGGGUGAUCGCUACGAAACAUUUACUUCCAGAAAACAACAUCAAUGUGGUGGUCAGGGUUCGUCCGCUUAGCAGCAAGGAAAUUAAAGUCGGCGAGGAUAUGGCCGUGCAAUUUCCUGGAGAUGGACAGAUAUACUGCGAAGGAUCGCCAAAUAGUGGGGACAAAAAGGGAAAAUUAUUUUCAUAUAACGUAGUGUUCGAGCCCACGGCUACUCAGGAGGACAUACUGCAAUUUUCUGGUGUGAAGAAACUGAUUGAAAUGGCUGUGGAUGGAUUUAAUUGUACUGCGUUCUGUUACGGACAAACAGGAAGCGGGAAAACUCACACUCUCACAGGACCUCCGGAAAUGUUCGAAAGAAUGAAUCCUUACUCGGAGGAUCAUGGCCUGGUCUUCCGGUCCUUCGUCUACCUAUUCAAGCUGCUACAAGAACGUCAGGGCUGUAACUUUGUACUGAAAGCUUCUUUUCUAGAGAUCUAUAACGAGAAGGUAAUAGAUUUAUUAAAUCCUGGAACGUCGAGGAAGCCUCUGAUGGUCCGUUGGAGCAAAAAGACACGGGGUUUCUUCGUUGAGAAUCUCUUCACCGUCGAAUGUGAAGAACUUGAUGACCUCCUGGCGGUCCUCGAAGAAGGUAUGAAAAAUAGAUCUGUCGGUGCGCACAACAUGAACGAACAUUCCAGCAGAAGUCACAGUAUUCUAACUGUUACUAUCACUUCCGAGCAACAAAUGGACAAUAGCGUGUUCAUCUCGAGACAAGGGAAGAUUAAUUUCGUCGAUCUGGCGGGUAGUGAAAUGACAAAGAAGACCCAGAGCGAAGGGAAAACUUUGGAGGAGGCAAAUAACAUUAACAAGAGCCUGAUGGUUUUAGGUUACUGUAUAUCUUCGUUGAGCGAUGGAAAACGCAAGUACGGUCACAUUCCGUAUCGAGACAGCAAGCUGACGAAACUUUUAGCCGACAGUUUAGCAGGAAACGGUGUCACUUUAAUGAUUGCUUGCGUUUCACCAGUAAGAUCAAACGCUAGCGAAACGUUGAACACUUUAAGGUAUGCGGCAAGGGUGAAGAAAAUUCGCACCAAACCUAUUGUGGUGAUGGAUGCACGAGAGGCAUUGAUUCUGAGUCUGAAGAGAGAAGUGGGUGCACUUGAGACUGAAAACGAACACCUGAGAAAUGCUCUUCAUCUCGGUGAAGAUUAUUCAAAUAUCAUUCGCAGUGAGUCUAAAACUGAAAGGAAAGUGCCAUUAACACCACCAGUGGUGGACUUAGACAAGUUAUCUGAAAUGGAGCGACCAGAAUUGAGCCAGCUAAUUCACGCAUACAUUACGGAGAACGAGGCACUUCGUCGAGAGAACGCGGAACUUUAUGCUACCAGGGAACAAGUAAUAAGGGACCAAGAAUUGGUGUGCAAAGAGAACGAGAGGUUGUUGAAGAAACUCGAGGACGUUAACUCAGUAUGCUGUCGGUCGCCUAUUAUACCUGCCAGACCUACGUACUCGGCGGAAGUGUUGAAUGAUAGUAACGAGGACGCACCUGGUGCGACAAACGUUUGGACCAACCCUAACGCGGAAUCAAUCCCUUCUUCAAGAAAUAUGAGUAGGCGAGGACUCCACAAAUCAGCCAGCAACAUGCCUGAGAAAAUACAGAAAGAACUGGACAAACGUAGAAUCGUAGGAAGUUACAACAACAUAGCAGAAGCGUACAAAGACAAGAGUCAACAUCGUCGACACAACUCCUGGGACAAUGGAAACGGCACGACGAGAACGAGUCCGGAUCAAACUAUGUCACCGAUACACGUUAAUCAGUACAAGAAGGCGAACCUGCGUCGUACGUCGACGGUACCAGAAGAAAGGAGACCCUCGGAAACUAUUGAUCCGUUGGGUGAACCCGUUCAGCCCACAGAUCAUUCGUACAACGAAUCACCAGAUUCGAUGCUGGGUAGCGGAGGACUCGAAACGACGCAUUCUGCUCCGGAUACGAUGGAGUCUGAGACAACCACCGCACCUUUCCCAAUGGUUUCAUCGCCAUUUGGCACCCCAGAAUCGUUCUCCCCAAGAAAGUCAAAAGAAAAGGAAGAUGAAACUACGCAACGAGCGUUUGGGAGUCCUGUUCCCAUUGAUGAAGACAAACCACUUUGAAACUAAUCAAUGAUGUAUCUUUGGAUCAGAAUGAUAGAUAUUGGAUCAACUAUACGGGGAAAGAGUCGAGUUGGAGAGAGUAUAUUUUGAAUGAUAAUAUGGAAUAAAAAGAGAUUGAGGAAAGUUAUUUUGAUGUUAAGUAUGAGAGAAUAGAAUUGAUUGAUAUUGGAAAGUAUGUGUUUGUGAUUUGAGGUAACCGUACAGUAAUAUCGUGUUUUCAGAGUGAUCAAGAUGCGUAGUAUCGUGUAGUCGAGAAAAUUAUUUUCAUGUAGAGUAUACUAAUUAGGAUAUUUAGGUGUGAUAACUGAAAAUUAUAUUUAAAGAAAUGAUAUAUUAGGACAUUACUCAGGUUGUCGUCGAAUCCUACCUCUGAAUAAUGUAAAGUAGGAUGUUUUACAAAUGAAGGUAUGGACCAACUUAUCUGCAAUAAAGUAUUUGAUUAUUUUAUGA
This is a messenger RNA of Osmia bicornis bicornis, 5321 nucleotides long. Its product is annotated as kinesin-like protein KIF12. Gene Ontology annotation, molecular function: microtubule motor activity; microtubule binding; ATP binding. Gene Ontology annotation, biological process: microtubule-based movement. Lineage: Eukaryota; Metazoa; Arthropoda; Insecta; Hymenoptera; Megachilidae. The record is from RefSeq and is a predicted model, not a curated record. The coding region runs from base 2499 to 4871 and encodes 790 amino acids. The transcript is spliced from 17 exons.